AUGGAAAAGGCACGAGACGGUGCGGGAGCAGAGACGGCCGAAGGGGCUCAAGACGCCACUGACGUGGGUGCAAAGGCGGAUGCAGAAGUCAAGGUCCUAAAGGCCGGAAACAAGGUUCGAUCAGGGAAGGGCAUUGAGCGGGGGGAGAAGCCGGGAACAAUGGACGCUGCCGAACCUAGGGAGGGGGAAGAAGUGGCAGGCACGGCUUGUGGGCAAAUGAGUUCGAAGAAUGGCAGCGAUGGAGAGGUGGGGAGUCGGCCCGUGCCAGGGACUGAGCCCGGGGAUCCUCCUGCAGUGCGGGGCCUGCAAAACUUCGUUGGCGAAGUAUUGAAAGUCGCGGAGGGCCAAGCUAGGAAACAACGUGUGGCAAAGGCGGGCCGGGGCGGAGGGCGAGAAGGCGCAAAAAAUGGGGCAGGCGAUGCAGGGAUGGAAAAAGAUGGGCUCCUGGCCGACGCUGACAAGGGGGGCGCGGUGAAAGGGAUCGCAGGGGGUCCUCGCAAGGAGAGCUGCCGCAAAGGCUUGGAGUCAGUGCCUCGUUCGCCUGCCCUUUCUCCGCCAAUAAAAGCUACCGACCGACCUUCCACUGCGGGCACGAGGUCAACCCCACGCGCUGAAGCAGCAGCGCCCGAAGAAGACCCCCGAUCGGCUCAACCCGGCAGCAAAGCGUUGGCAGAGAAUCAGCCCGGGGAUCCCAACCCGUUGGCGUGUGAGAAGAAGCGGAGCGGCACGGAGAAGCCUUCUGGACAGCCUAGCGCGGAAGAAGCAGGCGGAGCCAUCAGAGAGGGUGACGGAAACCUGGUCGCCCGGAAGAAGGCACUGAGACUGGCGGCCAAGUCAACAGAGGUAGCAGGGAAGGGCGACCCGGCAGGUGGUGUCUCGGUGAAAGCAGCGGAAGUGGAGAGUGCUCGUACUGAGGAAGAGAGCGCCAGCGCGGCACUGAGGGGCGGCGCCGUCAAGGCAGUGGGGAAGGGCGCUGACGUGGACGCCGGCAGGGGUUCUGAUGUCAACGCGGGAUUGGAUGCCGACGUCGUGGAGGGGGGGAGAGCUGACGUGUCGAAUGAAGGAGAUGAUGACGUGGAAUCGGACCGGAGCGCUGACGCCCCAACGAAGAAAGAUCUCCUGGCUGCAAUCGAGCUGGAACUGCGGGAGAGGGAGCGUGUGAUCGAGGCGAGCGCCUCACUCGGGGGAUCCCCCGCCGAGAAGCUGCCGAAGCACAGCUUGAUGCCCCAGCCAGCGGUCCCGCACCUGGAAAAUGGAAAUGCUAGCCUCAUUUCUGGGGGCCCGGAUGUCGUUCCUGGGGCUGCUGACGUCACUGGUCGUUCUGGCGCUGACCAUUCGGAGGAGCGGGUCCCUGCCGCGGAUGGAAAGGGGAUGAAUUCACCAACCGCACAGCCGGACCUGAGGUCAAAGGAGCGGACUGAUGUGGUGCAGAGGGUAAAAGGUCUGGAGAGCGGGGAUGCUGACGUCACAACGGGGGGACGUGCUGACGGCACAAAGGGGGGAAAUGCGCCGGAGAAGAAGGGCAAUAACGGAGGGGAGCAAGAGGACGACGGUGGAGGGAGCGGCGCGCAAGGACACGACUCCCGGGAAAGCAGCGGAGAAGAAGCACCGAGACCGGCCAUUCGGAGCGACCAGGCUGGGCCUUCGCAGCAGGCAACAGGAAACGAAGUGCAGACCGUGGUCGCCGAUGCAAAGGGAAAGGCACCGGCGGUCGCUACGUGUCAGGCAGACGCGCGCCCUGCAACCGGCUCGCCCGCAGAGCAGCUGCCGUCGGCCGCAAGCUACGGCUCCCUCUGGAAGGCUUAUGCGGACAAGCUUUCAGAGCCGGAGAGCAGAGGACCGUCCGAAGAGCGCGGCGGCGGUGCGUCCUCUGCCUUUGUCGGGGUCCUGCAGGAGCGCCGGGCAGCGAUCCCGGAGCCCUGGGCUGAGAUCGUCGGCGCUCUGAGGGGGCUGAUCCGCGUAACCGAGGAGAGUGGCCGGGUGGUUGCUGCGCGGUUGGACACGCUUCUCCAGCGCUCGAGCCGGCGCACGGUGGUGGAACGAGGCAGGGGGCCCAAACAAACGGGGCCGCUGCUUUUGAGGCCGGAGCGUCGAGCACUGGGCCUUCGCUCGGGGAAGCAACGCCUCCCGAGAGUCCCGGUCAGGAGCCGGAGGCUGCCGCCCGGGGUGGUGACGUCAGCAAAGGCCGUUCAGAUGCGUCGGAUGGGGGCAAUGCAGCGCCCGGAAAGUCCUGAGGAUGGUGGCUGGGGGUCAACUGGACAAGGCGAGAACACAGAACGAGCUGCGCUGAGCGACAUGACCUUUGGUUGCAAGGAGCUUGAAAGUCUAUCAAUCAAGAACUCUAUCAGUCAAGAAGGCAAGUGGCAAAGGAUCCUCCUGGUCCAGUAUACGGCACGGGCGGCUACUACUUCCAGAGGGCGUAAAGUCGGUGACGUGCUGCUCUAUCUCAUUAGAGAGGUCGCUUUGCAAACUCCCUUGACACGUACGUGA
Molecule: messenger RNA, 2490 nt
Organism: Klebsormidium nitens
Lineage: Eukaryota; Viridiplantae; Streptophyta; Klebsormidiophyceae; Klebsormidiales; Klebsormidiaceae
Source: the annotation of a GenBank genome assembly